CAAACCUUUGAAGCCCAGAUACUAUUUCUAUUUUUUUUUUUUCUUUAUUUCUUUAUUUUUCCUUGAUUGUCAUUAUGGGAAUUCUAGCAGGCAAUGUCGGUAUAACUGACCUAAGAUGCAAAGACGAUGGCAUACCAACAGAGACAUCAAUAGACCAAAAACGAGUAGAGGAAUCUGUCUUGGAGAAAUAUGUUCCUUAUGCACCCAAUAACACGGAUAAACAAUCCAUAGAAGAUAUUCGAUUAAAACGACAAAAACAUAUCGCCUACCUUAAACGAGGUCUGAACGGACUUGACCAAUGGGCCUCAGCACUUGAUGCCAGUAAACCUUGGUUAGUUUAUUGGAUCCUUCAUUCCUUGGAUUUGAUGGAAUACACGUUUGAAAAAGAAUUGAUUGACAGAGCCAUUGAUUCAAUCAAACAUUGGCAGAUACCCACAGGUGGAUUUGGAGGAGGCGGAGAUCAAUUAGCCCACUUGGCAACGACUUAUGCAGCUGUGAAUGCAUUGGCCAUUCUUGGUACAAAAGAAGCCUAUGAAGCUGUUGACAGAGAAAAUCUGUACAACUACUUGAUGCGCAUGAAACAGCCAGAUGGAUCAUUCACGAUGCAUGAUGGAGGUGAAAUUGAUAUUCGUGGAUCCUACUGUGCAUUAAGUGUAGCGGCCUUAUUGAACUUGUUUACGCCCGAAUUAACAGAAAAUUGUAUUGAUUUUAUCCGCAGGUCACAGACCUAUGAAGGAGGGAUCGGGCCCUAUCCCGGCAAAGAGGCUCAUAAUGGAUAUACGUUUUGUGGAUUAGCAGCAAUGCAGUUACUGGAUGGCAUGUCACAAUUGAACCUGGAUCGCUUGGUGGAUUGGUGUUCAGGACGUCAAAUGAAACUGGAAGGAGGAUUUCAAGGACGUACGAACAAACUUGUCGAUGGCUGCUACUCUUUUUGGGGAGCAGGCGACUUUCCCAUCAUCAAGGCAGCACUUGAUGCCAAGGUACAAAUAGAUGAUUAUCUCUUUGACAGGGAAGCUUUACAAGAAUACAUCUUGCUUUGUUGUCAGAGCGCAUCAGGAGGACUGAUCGAUAAACCAGGUAAAGGUCCAGAUUUCUAUCAUACCUGCUACUGUCUCUCGGGCCUUUCCACCGCACAGCACAGUAUUAUCUAUAAGCCUACACCGGACAUCCCACCUGGACUCAGAUCUAUCCUGUGGAAGUGUCAAAAUGAGUUUACGAUUGUGGGUGACGUGAUUGAAAAUAGUUUACAACCCACCCAUCCCAUUCACAACAUCACUUUGCGUGCAACAAGAGAUAUCCUUGCCUACUUUUAUCAAGACGAGCUGAAAGGCCUUCAGGUGCCUACAGACGAUCCUCCUUUUAUGGAAGACGAAAAGAAAUAAAAUUCCGUUGCAUAUUAUUUUUCUUUUUUUUUUUUUUUU
Rhizopus microsporus ATCC 52813 is the source of this 1421-nucleotide messenger RNA. Its product is annotated as protein Farnesyltransferase complexed with A farnesyl diphosphate substrate. The transcript has 8 exons. Gene Ontology annotation, biological process: protein farnesylation. Lineage: Eukaryota; Fungi; Mucoromycota; Mucoromycetes; Mucorales; Rhizopodaceae. Gene Ontology annotation, molecular function: protein farnesyltransferase activity. The record is from RefSeq and is a predicted model, not a curated record. The coding region runs from base 75 to 1382 and encodes 435 amino acids. Gene Ontology annotation, cellular component: protein farnesyltransferase complex.